This is a messenger RNA of Thermochaetoides thermophila DSM 1495, 2760 nucleotides long. RefSeq lists its product as uncharacterized. Gene Ontology annotation, molecular function: phosphatidylcholine lysophospholipase A1 activity. The record is from RefSeq and is a predicted model, not a curated record. The transcript is spliced from 4 exons. Lineage: Eukaryota; Fungi; Ascomycota; Sordariomycetes; Sordariales; Chaetomiaceae. Bases 1 to 2760 code for a protein of 919 amino acids.
AUGAGAAUUUCAAGUAACUCUCUGGCCUACGCCGGGUGUCUGUUGCUUUUCUGUAUUCACUCCCUUGCAGCUCACCCAGCAAUCAUUGUCGACCACAGCUCCUCUAUCUCCCCAGGCCUAGAGCCCCUGACCAUCCGCUCCGACGACACCCCUAAUGUCAACAACAGUGUUACAACCUCGGGCCACCCGUUCUAUCUCCGUAUCCUGCCCCUCGGAGCCUCCAUCACCUGGGGUACAGGCUCCACUACCGGCAACGGCUACCGCAAACCGCUGCGCGACCAGCUCCGCUUCGAUGGCUGGAGCGUCAACAUGGUGGGCAGCCGCGCAGGUGGGAACAUGAACGAUCGUGACGUAGAAGGCUGGCCAGGCUACCGCAUCGACCAAGUACAUUCCCGCGCACGCCUCGUCGUGCCGCGGUAUAAACCCAACGUUGUCCUCAUCAACGCGGGCACGAAUGAUGCCACGCAGGGGUAUCAUGUUGCGUCGGCGGGGGAUCGCAUGCGCGAUUUGGUUAGCUACAUCUUCGAUACCGUGCCAAACGUGACUGUGCUGUUGUCGACACUCCUUCCAAACACUGCAAGCCCUAUGCACGUGCUGCUGAUUAACAGGCAACUGCGUGAUCUAGCAAAGGAGUUCACGAGCAAUGGCAGGCACCUUGUUCUGGUUGACUUUGCGGACGGGUUCCUAACAAUGGAGGAUAUACCUGAUGGGACGCAUCCAAAUGAUGCGGGGUAUGGAAAGAUGGCGGCGAAGUGGUAUCAGGGGAUAAAACAGGCCUACAGGAACGGGUGGCUGGCAUCGCCGGAUCAAGAUGUUGACUUCAGCGAUGCCAAAGCUGGGGAGAAGACUUGCGAUAAGAGGUACGGAAGCGGGAAUCUGGAUGCAAGAAGUCCGAUGCAGGUUCUUAAAGCCCUGUCACCAAGGAUUGUGGAUGAUGGGAGGUAUAUCCAUAAUUCCCAGGCGAUGGGGGUUAUUCACACGGGGACGUAUGAUGGAGACGAUAUGGUGUGGUUUGCGCAGCUGGUGAAUAAUGGGGCUGGUCGUGGCGGAGAGUUGGAUGAUCUUGUGUUUAGUGAGGGACAGGGGGAGAUUUGGUACCGGGAAAAUCUGGGAGAUGGGAAGUUCGGUGAGAAGACACAGAUUCCGUCGCUCAAAGCCAUCCCCUGCCCGCAGAGGGCGAUUCGAUGGGGGGAUGUCAAUAACGAUGGACUAGACGACUUUAUUUUCAUCGACCAAAGUGGAAAUAUGUAUGUCGCUAUCAACGAUGGGGGGAAGCCGCCUGUGUUUAGAAACGUUGGGUUGUAUAAGACUGCGCCGAGCGGGUAUUCGUUAGAAAAUGUUCGUCUGGGUGAUAUUGAUGGGGAUGGGAGGCUUGAUUACUGCGUUUUAGCGGGGAAUGGCGAUAUCUACUGCUGGAGGAAUGGCGGAGUAGGCGACAUGGCGGCAUCCUGGCAAGACAUUGGAGAUGGGAAGCCGGUAUUUAAGGGAAAGGGAAUGGGGAAUAUUGACGGGGUUAGGCUGGUUGACCUUAAUGGGGACUUUCGAGCCGACUGGCUUUGGCUGGACGACACUGGGAAGGUCACGGCUUACAUCAACCAGAGGGGUUCUAACAAGGGUCUCAUCCCGGUCUGGGAUCCUGCCGGAGUAACACAUGCUGGUAUGGGCGAGACCUGCGCGAGAUCUCAGAUCCGUUUUGCGAAGAUCUAUGGAAGUGGGCGUGCCGAUUAUGUUUACGUCAAAUGUACCAGACCCUCGCCCAACCACUGCGACUACCAAAUCCUAGCCUGGCGCAACACCGGCGGUGGCGGUGCACAUCAAAAAGGCGACGGUGCCCGUUGGUGCGAUAUGACGGGCACCGGUAACGACGACUAUGUCUUCAUCGACCACACCAGCAAGUUGACCAUCUUCCGCAACCGCAACGCCCCUCCCAACACAGACUACUCCGGCUGGGUCGACAAGGGCGUCGUUCUCGACCUAUCUGGCACUUCACGCGGUGCAAUCCAUCUCGGAGAUUGGGACGGCGACGGGAAAUGCGACGUAAUCAUCACUGACAAGAAGACAGGCUCCCUAGAUGUAUACUUUACGCGCUGGGACCAAACAACUGACAUGUUCUCCUUCUCCCCUAGAACACGGGUCGUCUCGUCUGGAUGUACUCAAGGCUGGGGCGUCGGUCCUACCGACCUCGGCAUCCGUUUCGCAGACAUUGAUGGCGACAGACGAGUUGACUACCUCUGCCUGGAACCCAACGGGCGCGUCACAGGCUGGCUGAACAAGCCAUCUGGCCUGCAAUGGCAAUCCCAAAUAAAGUUCAGCGAAAAGCGCGACAGGGCCGAGCACCGCUUCGCGGACGUCAAUGGCGAUGGCAGAGCCGACUUCCUCUGGGUUGAUAGGUUCACGGGCGAAACCGAGGUUUGGUAUAACAUGGGGCCGAGACAGAUCUCAGGGAGCUCGUUUUGGUGGGAACCUAAGGGGAAACUCUACCAGGGGGCGUCGAUGGGGGAGAAUUUGCAUUUUGUGAAUCUUGGAGGGCAGGACAGAGCGGAUAUGGUGGUUGUUGAGCCGAAGACGGGGUUGGGUUGGGUGUGGUUUAACGGGUGUCCGUAUGGCGGUGAUGACGGGCCGAUUCGCGAUCCGCAUUUGCCUGUGCUACCAGGGGAGAAGGAUGAAUGGGGUAUGCCUGGGAAAGGGGAUGAUGGAGGAGGGAGAAAUGUGGGCGAUGUGGGUGAUGCAGGAAGGGAUGAUGUCGAGAGACCAUACUGA